UUUUAGAUUAAAAUCUAAUGAUAAAUUCUACCCGGUACUUUACAAAAAGAUUAGUAAAUCUCAUUGUUGAACGAUAAAAUUACAUAAUUUGAUAACGAGUACGAAAAAAGCAAUAAUGACUCCCUGUUUCAUGCUGGUCUUUUGGAUAAACUUUUGUAUGUUCAUCUGGCCGUUUAGGCAUAUUGUACAACGCUAGAUACAAUGGCGUCCUCCAGCACGAAAGUAACAACCCUUCUUCCCAAAAAAGAUGAUUCCGGGCAUAGUGAGCAUGGAAAACGACCGCUCCCUGCCGACGACGAUGACCAGGAAGGAAACUCAGGCAGUGAUGUUGGUCGCAGAAGCAAACGCAAAAGAGCGAAAGUGGAAUACAAAGAAAUGGACGAACAUCUAGCUCAUAUCUCAGAGGAUGAAUUCUAUUCAGAGGAAGAAAAAAAGGAAAAAGAGAAUACAAAAGCUAAAGAUGGGAAAGAACCAAAAGAGAAAGAAGGAAAAGAACAAAAAGAGAAAGACGCAAAACAAAGCUCCAAAGAUGAAGAAGCAAUUGCUGAAGAGAGCGACCAUUCUGCAGAUGAUCCUUCAGGUCUGGAGGGGGCAGCUUUUCAGAGUCGACUUCCAGUGGACAAAAUGACAACCCAGGAAGCUGCCUCUUUCCCUGAUAUAGUCCAGGGACCCCCCCAGUCUCAGAAAGUGUUCCUUCACCUAAGGAACAGGAUUUUGCAGCUAUGGUUGGAGAAUCCGAAGCAACAAUUGACUUUUGAAGCUGCCUUACAGGAAAUUGAACCACCGUACAACAGUGAUGGUCAGCUGGUCUUGCGAGUUCACUCGUUUCUGGAACGGUACAGCUUCAUCAACUUUGGCAUCUUCAAGCGGUUGAAGCCUUUACCAGCCAAAAAGAACUGCAAGGUUAUCAUUGUAGGUGCAGGAAUUGCAGGGCUGGGAGCUGCAAGACAGUUGAUGUCCUUUGGAGUGGAUGUUGUCCUUAUUGAAGCUCGGGAUCGUGUAGGUGGACGCAUCCAGACUUUUAGAAGGGGAAAUUAUGUCGCUGAUUUAGGUGCAAUGGUUGUCACAGGCCUUGGUGGCAAUCCAGUCACAGUUCUCAGUAAACAGAUCAACAUGGAAUUGCACAAGAUCAAACAGAAAUGUCCUUUAUACGAAAGCAAUGGAUGUACGGUCCUGAAAGAAAAAGAUGAAAUGGUGGAACGUGAGUUCAACAGACUACUGGAAACAACAUCAUAUUUGUCUCAUCAAGUGAACUUUAACGAGAUCAAUUGCAAACCAGCCUCACUAGGCCAGGCCUUGGAAGCAGUCAUCAAAUUACAGGAGAAGCACGUGAAGGACAAACAGUGUGAGCAUCAGAGAAACAUCAUCGAGAUGCAAGAGAAACUACGCAAGUGCCAGGCACAGAUGUUGACAUUGAAAGACAAGGUUCAGGAACUACACAAACAGUGGCGUGAAGCAUCAGACGUAAAACCGCCAAGGGAUAUCACAGCUGAGUUCCUGGUGAAAAGCAAGCUGCGGGAUCUCAAUGCUGCUGUCAAGGAGUAUGAACAGUCAACAGCAAAACAGAAAGAAAUUGAGGACAAGCUGCAUGAGCUUGAAGCAAACCCUCCCAGUGAUGUGUACCUGUCAUCAAGAGACAGACAGAUCAUGGACUGGCAUUUUGCCAACUUGGAGUUUGCCAACUCAACUCCGCUGUCCAAUUUGUCUCUCAAACACUGGGACCAGGAUGAUGACUUUGAGUUUUCUGGCAGUCAUCUUACCGUUCGGAAUGGCUACUCCUGUGUGCCCAUUGCUCUGUCAGAAGGACUGGAUUAUAAAUUGAACACCGUUGUCAAGCAAAUCAAAGUAACUGAGAAAGGUGCCGAAGUUGUCACAACAGCAAAGAAUGGCUCCAAUCAACAAGUGCUCAAAGCUGAUGCCGUACUCUGCACACUUCCCCUGGGUGUGCUGAAGGAGUGUGUCAACAACACGCCCAAUGUGCCCCAGUUUAUCCCUCCCUUACCAGACUGGAAAGCAGAUGCUAUUGGCAGACUGGGAUUUGGAAAUUUGAACAAGGUUGUGUUAUGUUUUGAUCGUGUCUUCUGGGACCCCAGUGCCAAUUUGUUUGGUCACGUAGGCAGCACAACUGCCAGCCGAGGUGAACUGUUCCUCUUCUGGAACCUCUACAAGGCCCCUGUUCUGCUGGCUCUGAUCGCAGGAGAGGCUGCCGCCAUCAUGGAGAAUGUCAGCGACGACGUCAUUGUUGGCAGGUGUCUGGUCGUCAUGAAAGGGAUCUUUGGAGUGAAUGCUGUGCCCCAGCCCAAAGAGACAUUGGUGUCCAGGUGGAGAGCAGACCCGUACGCUCGAGGAUCCUACUCAUACGUUGCAGCUGGGUCUUCAGGAAAUGACUACGACCUGUUGGCAUCCCCCAUUGCACACCAGGCAGGAGCUCCAUCAAGAUUGUUCUUUGCCGGGGAGCACACGAUCCGCAACUACCCAGCCACUGUGCAUGGUGCACUCCUUAGUGGGUUCCGUGAGGCUGGUCGCAUUGCCGACAAAUUCCUGGGGGCUCCCUACUGUGCUCCUCAGCAAACCAAGCCACCAGCUGCCAGUGAAGAUGCCUGAGAGGCUUAAUGCUUUAAGGUUUAUGUGAGAAUUUUUCCAUCCAUAAUUUCCCAUAAAGAUGAAAGGGGUUAAUGAUUCAGCUUUGUCUUGUCUAUUUAUUUUUCUUGAAGAUAAAAGGAUGCCUUCCUCCAUGGCUCUCGAAGCUGUGCGUACUGCGGUGGGAAUGUUGCAACGUAGGAUGUGAUGGUGUAUGGUUCAGAAUUCCACCUUGAGAAGAGUGAUAAUGAGCACUUUAUGUUUGACAGGUUGUUGAAAAUGUUUUUUUCCCAGAAAAUUGAUUUGACGAGUAGAUGCCAGGGAGGGAUAGGUUGAAACUAUUGUUUUUUUUAGAUAUAAUUAAAGCUGCUACUGAACUCAUGAGUUAGUCUUGUUAUACACAGGAAGCAGGCAAAAAAGUUAAUAAAUAAUUCCUUACUAGUGUAUGUUUGUAAGCUAAGUUCGUUGAGUCUGUUAAUAGUCUAUGCGACUGGGUUUUAGUUUGUUUGUAUUUUCGCUAAACAUGUUUUGACAAGAUCUCAGAUUUAAGACACAUUAUCUUUAUUGUUCAGUCGCUUAUUUAUCACAACACGCAAAACCUGGUGCUAUAGCACAUCAAAUACUCAUUUUUCUCACAUUUUCAUCCUUUGACCCCUUCAAAGGAUUACAUUUUCAUACCGCCCACCUACUUGUAUUUCCAAACGCGGUAAAAAAAUAACACCUAUCACUACCAGGGUGAUACCCAACGCCCACCAAAAUUACCAAAUUGCUGUGGUGUUGAAUUAUGUGCUCUUGUUGGGUUUCCUGCCGUGGCUGCUAAAAGUAUUGAUCAUUCUAAUUCUAUACUUCAAACUAGAUUCUUCCUUGCCAUGGAGCUUGAGUUGUUUAAUAUUUUGUUGAAGCUCGUUGAUGUAAGUCGUUUUGCCUGUGCUCUCCUUGUUGGAAGUGUUCAGUUGUUUUAGAAUGAGAAGUUGAUCCUGAAUUGGGAACUGAAUGGUGAACGUUGCUCUAUUGAAUUUUAAUCUGCCUUGAAGACUGACCUGCUCUUCUUUAGAAUGGGUAAAUUAUCACAUUGCAUGCCUCUGAAUUUUCUUUGGAGUAGUUUUACCCAAACCCCUUUAUGUGUUGUAAACUCGGGACCAGACCUACUGUAUUCAUCAGUGUGAACAUACCUUCUUUUCCUCAGUGGUGUUUCUACAGCAAACCUUUCCAUCCCUUGCUUCUUGUUUGCUCUUUUAUUUUAUGUGUGUACAUUUUACUUCUUUUUUUUUUGGGUGGUAAAAGUUGACAGGAAUUUUCUCCUUUUCAGCUGUUUCUACUUGAUUAUAAUGUUAUUUCCAAUUUGUACAGCUGACUCAGGUUUUAAAUAUAUUUAACUGCUAGAAAAUGUGCAAUUUAUUCAUUGAUCAUCCAAUCAUGGUUUCAUGUGCAGCAAAUUGGCAGAAAUAUGUCUUAAAUAACCCACCAUUGUGUGUUUUGCAUUAAUAAGGAACAGACCCUACCCUUUUGCUUCGGUGUGUUUGCUUUAUGCUCCCAGUUUCUACUUUUGUUUCUGCUUCUUUUUGCAAGUUCAUUCUCCCUCAAAUAAAAGAGAAAAUGUGUUCGUGUUUGUCAUGUUGGCCACAGUUUGAUGAGUUGUGCCAAAUUUAGAAGAAUCACAGAAAUCGAUGUACAGAAAAGUGGGCAGACAUGGCUAGCACAGGAUAGAGAAAGGUGGAAAGUGUUUGUCCGUGGUCUAUACCCUGGUGCAGGGUGAGAAAGGCAAUGAUGAUGAUGCCACCCAAAUUUGAUGAAUGAAUGGCUUUGUCUUGGUCCGAAAUGAACAGGGUGACGUGAUGGGCUAUCUGCACAAGUGGAACAGAUUAGUCUGUUUCUGUUGUCCGGAAGGAUUCCUGUGGAUUUUGUAAUGAACUCUGAAAAGUUAUUUUCAGAUACAAUGCUGCAUUUUUUUUAUAUCCCCUACUUAUCCUCUGACUGUAUUGAAAAGAAGGCGAGAAAUUGGCACACAUAUUUGUCUUCCUAAAUUAAUUUUGUUUCUCCUGUAUCCUGUUGUUGUCUAUGUUUUGAAAUUAUUUAUUCAUUUAUUUUUUUAAAUACAAAAUUUGAUGUACAGCUGGUAAAGUGUAAUUUAUAGCUGUGUAGUAUUCUUUGAUUGCUUUGAAUAGCAUCUUAUUGAAUAAACAAUAUGAAAAUAAAAAUCACAGUUUAGUUUUGGAA
This is a messenger RNA of Aplysia californica (California sea hare), 4797 nucleotides long. RefSeq names its product lysine-specific histone demethylase 1A. The coding region runs from base 202 to 2604 and encodes 800 amino acids. NCBI's taxonomy places the organism in Eukaryota, Metazoa, Mollusca, Gastropoda, Aplysiida, Aplysiidae. The transcript is spliced from 18 exons. Gene Ontology annotation, biological process: regulation of DNA-templated transcription. Gene Ontology annotation, molecular function: protein binding; oxidoreductase activity; flavin adenine dinucleotide binding. The record is from RefSeq and is a predicted model, not a curated record. Gene Ontology annotation, cellular component: nucleus.